GCCACAGAGUGGGAAUAGAGUUGCCACCUCUGAGGUAGAAAUGACAACGGGGCAUCUGAACUGAAGGGCCCUUGUUAAAAGUUUGAACCCUGUAGAGACCCUAGUCAAACAAUAGGGUGUUGCAGCUAUCUUAAAUAAAGAUACUCUGCACCAUGACAAGUGAAACUGAGGCAAGUGAAAGACAAAAUGUGUCUAGAAACUAUGAAGAUGAGUCUUUUGAGUCGUGGCCAAUUUCCAACAACAGCAGCACUGUGAAAUAUCCUGGAGACUCGCUUGAUCCCUGCUCUGUUGAAUCUGAAAGGGCAGAGAGUUACAGCAGCAGUGAGUCAUUCGAAUCAUACUGCUCUCAUGAGGAGUUCAGUCCACAGACUGAGAGUAGAUCAGCUUCCUCUGUAAAGGAAUACCAAGAUGAGGAGUCUGAGUCCUGUGACGAUGCAGGGAUCACAGCAGAGGAAGAGCUUGCAGAAAAAUGGAUGCGAGUUCUGAAGCAUAAAGAUUCCUUUUCGACUGUGACCCAGGCAAGGAGAUCAAACGCUCCUCCCCAAAGAGAUGUUCCAGAGCUUUUCCCUGAAGAGUCGAAAGCUGUGAAAUCUUAUUGCAGGGAGAAGAUCAGGAAAAUGAGACGUUGGCAGAAACGAUCUGAGUGCUGCAGGCACAGGGAGCAGCAGCAGUCUCUACCAGGUUCAGAGCAGCAAGAGACAACAUUAAACUGCAGGAUCCCUGAGGAACUAGUUACCAGGUUACAACUAAAACACAUCAUGAAGAUAGUGAAGCAGGCAACAGAAGUGGAGAUACACCAGCCGUCAAUGUGCAGUGCCUGUCUGUCUAAAAGAGCAGAACUAGCGAGAGAGAGCUUUAUUCAAAUAAAGAAGACCCAACUAGAGUCUGUAUUGCUGCAAGAGAAGCUUGAAGAAAAUCUCUACAACAGAGUAUGUUCUCAGUGUUACAGCCCCACAGAUCCUAUCUGCCUGGUCGGAGAAGUACUGAAAGACCUUCCGAAACUUUCUGAUGACCCCAGCAAGAUCUGGCAUGCCCUGAUCAAAAAGGAGCAAGUGGCGUGAUGCUAAAGAACGGUUACGUGUUUGAAACAAACAGCUCUUUGGCAACCAUUCCAUUCACUGCAUUAAAGAAUGAGAACAACGUCUAUUUGUACUAAUUUGCACAUCAACCCUGCCCAAGACCUGCAGCCUGGUAAACAAAGAAACCAGCAAGGCUUCUUCAGGACAGUACUACAAUACUUGUAUGUGUUGCAAAGACAAUUUCUUAAACAUGUUUUUUAUGCUAAAAGUUUUGAAACUUCAAGUUGGAGUUUUAUUUCCAUUGCUGUACUUUAAUGAGCUUUGUGAGCACUGUGCACAUGUCAGAGGGUUUGUUUUAGAAUUUCUGAUGCAGCUGCUUAAACUUUCAGCAGGUUAUUUGAUUAAGAACAUUGCCUUUAUAAAAGGUGCCUAAAUAUAGCUCUAAAUGGGAUGGUCUCCUAAAGUUAAUGCUGUCAUGUAAUGAAACCCAGUGAAGCUACAAAUGUAUUUAGUGUAAUCUUUAAUGGACCUUAGAUGGUGAAUCUGAACCUAAAAUAAGUUAAUAAUGGAUUUUGAGACAGUGCAUUAAAGUAUCGGGCCCGUAUAAUGAAAUAAUAAAGUUGCACGAUGGCUUGUUUAUUU
Polyodon spathula (Mississippi paddlefish) is the source of this 1661-nucleotide messenger RNA. RefSeq lists its product as uncharacterized. Bases 153 to 1061 code for a protein of 302 amino acids. The transcript has 6 exons. The record is from RefSeq and is a predicted model, not a curated record. NCBI's taxonomy places the organism in Eukaryota, Metazoa, Chordata, Actinopteri, Acipenseriformes, Polyodontidae.